GACGAGCAAAAGCAAGUAGGUCUGUAAUAUACGGAACGAAUUUAAAUAUCUUCAAAAGUCAACAUAUAAUCGUAGCUGCACACUUCGGGUCACAACACGCUAGCAGAUUUUUGAGUGACUCAUUCUAGUGCAGUGACUGAGCGCAAAUCUGUCACGAGAAUCUGAACAUUGAUCUCGUGCGUGGUCAAGUUUCUUAUCUAUUAUCUUGACCCUCUGCGUAAAUAUGUUUGGAAAAAAGUACGAACAAAUGUCUAGUACGAACGGGACGACGGGACACGUUAUGGAGGCGACACAACAGAACCAGGAGGGUUGUGAGCAGUUGCCGCUGUUGGCGGGAAGCCAGACGCAAGAUCAAGGCCGUGAAGCGAAAGUGUCCUCCGAGUUUCAUGAAGAUUCAAACACGCAGGACUGUGUCAACGUGAAUGAUGAGCCUCAGAUUAUUGUCUUGCAAGACCACGACACUCUUGAGCUGCAUCACGAGAAUCCGCCUCCACUUAUCGGCGGUGUUGGACAAGCAGCUCGAGCUCAUCCACCGCGCAAUGAGGAUGGAGCAGGAGCAGCGCGCCAAGGUGUUCAUCAUGGUCCUGGACAGGGAAUGAUCUAUCCAGAUGGAGGCAAGGACGGUCAAACGAACAUCAAGGUGAUGGGCCACAGUGAUGAGAACAAUAAGGUGGCUGACGACUCUACAAACAAGUCGAACCAGAUAUAUAUUUGGGUGCCCUUUCCGAAAAAAACUGGAGAAAGCAACAUGCAGUAUUUUGACAGAACGUGGUGGAUGUGGCUGGCCUCGUAUGCCGGCGUCCUACUCUUCACGUCACUCUUGCUUGGGUUCCUGUUAGCUGAUCCUAAACUCACCGUCACACUCUUCAUGCUGGGCCUCUUCCAGCUGAUCCCGACUUCUGGCGUACUCCUCUUUGUUUACGGAAUGGAGAAAAAAUAGCCGCGAACGCGAAAGUGUGAGCAUGUUGUUGAUGACUGACGCCGAAUCGACUUUUCGGCUCAAAUUCUUGGAGCGAACAAGGAGGAGCUGAAGCUAAGAAUAUGAAUAUCUAUGUAUGCCCUGUUAGAGGUACAAAAUACAUAACUCGGUCAAAGCACAUAAAGUAAAUUGGCCGCCUAGCUUCUCUCGUUGUAUCGGAUAUCCUUAGGUUAGUCCCUAGCCACGAUCCAUAACUUUACCGAUUUACGUUUCCCGCGCGUUGAUAGUUGAUAGUCGCUUCGAGCUGCAAUGUUCAAAGAUCCUCAUUCAAGAAGUUCAGAAAUCUACCAGACUACUUAGGCCAGGCAGCCUUUUGAUGAUGCUAGUGAUGAUUCAUGUUAGCGCUGGUUCAGCGAGAAUCUUGUCGACCGUUUAUACUCUUGUUAGUAAUAUUGUCGAGAUAUUAUCGUCUUUCUCGUCGACAUUGUUAUCAUCAAAAGCAUGACCAUCGAAGCCGAAGAAGUCUCACUGAAGUUGCAGUCAGUUGCUGGAGAUGAUAGAACUAUCUCCACUAAUGAAUUAGCAGUCGCUACUUUACCAAUUUUCAUAUUUCAUAUUUCAUAUUUCAGCGCCAUGAUCAUGCUCAUUUUUCAUAGUCAAGGCGUUUAUUUAUUCAUCGCAUGCAAGAAGACGGGAAACUCAAUUCUUGGCUUGAGUUGUUCCCUUCCAUAUUUUGAAGGCUACGUCGCACCACGCACCAAAGUUAGGUUCUUGUUUCUAACCCUCAAUCUCUUGAUGAGAUAAAAAGGCUUACCCCGUGUGCGAACGCAUACAUGAGGACUCAGUUUGACUGUCGCCACGGUCACGCUCGCGUUCCGGGAAAUGGAUAGUCGAUUCGUUGCUGGAUAUGAUGUUUUAGCCACUAUGAAAUGAAGUUGAAUCAAUUUUCGAUACAUGCUUCGGCAGAGUAG
Amoebophrya sp. A25 is the source of this 1890-nucleotide messenger RNA. NCBI's taxonomy places the organism in Eukaryota, Dinophyceae, Syndiniales, Amoebophryaceae. The record is from the annotation of a GenBank genome assembly.